GAUUGCACAUUGAGGUCGGUGGGCACAGCUGAGCUAAAUUUAAUUGACCUCAACUGCCUUUUCUUUCGUUUGUCCAAUUAUCAAAAAAAAAAAAAAAAAAGUCUCUCCUUUCGUUUAUUUUUCUUCUUCCGCGUUGUCUUGUCUGAGGCUUCACACUUGAGAGCAUUAUGGUUAUUCUAUAUAAUUUUAAUUAAUUAAUUAAUUAAGAGAGAGAGAGAGAGAGAGAGAGAGAGAGAGCAAAAGCAAUCGGAAUUCGUCGGAGGAGAGAUCAUCCUGAAUCUGGGAGUGGAAGCAAAACAUGGACCAAGACGACAUCAACCAUGUCAAUACAAACGACAGAGACAGAGACAGUAAUGACAACGGAAUAAAUGAUCAUGAAACCAAUAACAGAAGCAGCAUCGUCGUCGUGGGCUCCGACUUCAAUGAAAUCGAGAAGAGUAAAGUUGCCAUUUUGAAAGCUCUCCUCCAAAGAGAAGACCCUUCUUCGUCCCAGGAAGUGGAUGAUUAUGAGCUAAGACGGUUCCUGAGAGCGAGGGACAUGGACAUAGAGAAGGCAUCAAACAUGUUCCUAAAGUACAGGAGCUGGAAGAAGUCGUUUAUGCCGAACGGCUCCAUCUCCGCCUCGGAAAUCCCACAACAAAUCUCUCACGACAAACUCUUUAUGCAAGGCUUCGACAAGCAAGGCCGUCCCAUUGUUGUCGUUUUUGGUGCCCGGCACAAGCCCGGCAAAGUCGACGACUUCAGACGUAUCCUUCACCUAUUAUCCAUGAUGGUUUGCAAAUGUUCCAGAAUUCCAAGAAGCGAGGAAAAGUUUACAUCCAUUGCAGAUCUUCAAGGAUGGGGAUAUUCUAACAGUGACAUUCGAGGAUACCUAGCAGCUCUUUCAAUUUUGCAGGAUUGCUACCCUGAAAGGCUUGGCAAGUUAUUUAUAGUUCAUUCGCCUUAUAUAUUCAUGACUGCUUGGAAGAUGAUCUACCCAUUUAUAGACAGCAAUACCAAAAAGAAGAUAAUGUUUGUGGAGAACAAAAAGCUCAAGUCCACUCUGCUAAGCGAAAUUGAUGAGAGCCAACUCCCGGAACCAUAUGGAGGCAAACUACCAUUAGUUCCCAUCCAAGACUGUUGACCUCUUCAAUCGGUUCUUUUCCUUUUUUCCCCACCUUUUUUUUUUUUUUUUUCAAUUAGUAGGCGUACAUUAUAACACUAUAUAACAGUGAGAGGACAAAGUUGGUUCCAAAAGGGCAUAUAUUAUUUGGUUCGAAAGGGCCUAUAUUAUCUGUCACACCACAGUUUGAGAUCAUAGAUUAAUUAUUAUUUGUAGGAUUUUUUCCCUGCAGUGGAAACAAUUUGAGUUACUGAUCCAUGUAAAUCUUACAUUUCUCGUCAGCAAAACACAUGUUGAAAUUUUCA
Morus notabilis is the source of this 1407-nucleotide messenger RNA. Its product is annotated as phosphatidylinositol transfer protein 3. The record is from RefSeq and is a predicted model, not a curated record. The transcript has 5 exons. Bases 299 to 1123 code for a protein of 274 amino acids. Lineage: Eukaryota; Viridiplantae; Streptophyta; Magnoliopsida; Rosales; Moraceae.